This is a messenger RNA of Pochonia chlamydosporia 170, 1377 nucleotides long. Its product is annotated as RuvB-like helicase 1. Lineage: Eukaryota; Fungi; Ascomycota; Sordariomycetes; Hypocreales; Clavicipitaceae. Gene Ontology annotation, molecular function: DNA helicase activity; ATP binding; ATP hydrolysis activity. The transcript has 4 exons. The record is from RefSeq and is a predicted model, not a curated record. The coding region runs from base 1 to 1377 and encodes 458 amino acids. Gene Ontology annotation, cellular component: NuA4 histone acetyltransferase complex; R2TP complex; Ino80 complex. Gene Ontology annotation, biological process: chromatin remodeling; regulation of transcription by RNA polymerase II; box C/D snoRNP assembly.
AUGGUCCAGAUCAGCGAGGUCAAAGGCAACAAGCGGGAUAACCGCACGGCAGCACACACACACAUCAAGGGCCUUGGAUUGAAGGCUGAUGGACACGCGGAGAAGAAUGCAGCUGGGUUUGUGGGCCAAGUUCCUGCCCGCGAGUCAUGCGGUGUUGUCGUCGACUUAAUUCGAGCUCACAAAAUGGCCGGUCGAGGCGUCCUUUUGGCCGGCGGCCCAGGGACGGGAAAGACGGCACUCGCGCUCGCCAUCAGCCAAGAGCUGGGAACCAAGAUCCCAUUCUGCCCGAUUGUCGGCAGCGAAAUCUACUCGACGGAGGUGAAGAAGACGGAGGUGCUGAUGGAGAACUUCCGAAGAGCCAUCGGCCUCAAGGUCCGGGAGACGAAGGAGGUCUACGAGGGCGAGGUGACGGAGCUGACGCCCGAGGAGGCAGAGAACCCGCUGGGGGGCUACGGCAAGACCAUCAGCACGCUGCUCAUCGGACUCAAGAGCGCCAAGGGCCAGAAGAAGCUGCGCCUCGAUCCCAGCAUCUACGAGGCGAUUCAGAAGGAGAGGGUCACGGUCGGGGACGUCAUCUACAUUGAGGCCAACACGGGCGCCUGCAAGAGGGUGGGCAGGUCGGACGCGUACGCGACCGAGUUCGACCUCGAGGCCGAGGAGUACGUGCCCAUCCCAAAGGGCGAGGUGCACAAGAAGAAGGAAAUCGUGCAGGACGUGACGCUGCAUGAUUUGGAUGUUGCCAACGCGAGACCGCAGGGCGGUCAGGACAUCAUGAGCAUGAUGGGCCAGCUGAUGAAGCCUAAGAUGACGGAGAUUACGGAGAAGCUGCGCGCUGAGAUUAACAAAGUUGUCAGCAAGUACAUUGAUCAAGGUGUGGCCGAACUCGUCCCGGGCGUCUUGUUCAUUGAUGAAGCACACAUGCUUGACGUAGAGUGCUUCACCUAUCUCAACCGAGCUCUGGAAUCGCCGAUUGCCCCCAUUGUGGUACUGGCGUCAAAUCGCGGAAUGUGCACAAUAAGAGGCACUGACGACAUUGUCGCUGCCCACGGCAUUCCAACCGACUUUCUCGCACGCCUGCUCAUCAUCCCCACUGCCCCUUAUCAGGCCGACGAGAUCAAGCAGAUUGUGCGGAUACGAGCCUCCACCGAAGGCGUGGCCAUCACGGAUGCGGCUAUCGACAAGAUUUCAGACCAUGGCGUGCGAAUUAGUCUGCGGUAUUGCUUGCAGCUGCUGACACCAGCGAGCAUUCUUGCAAAGGCAAACGGCCGCUCCCAGAUUGAUGUCCAGGACGUCAGCGAGUGCGAGGACCUUUUCCUCGACGCUCGUCGUAGUGCUUCGCUAUUGAGCAGCGAGGCUGGACGUGGCUACAUCUCGUAG